UUUUUAUUUCAAAAAUUUUAUUGCCAAAUAUGGGAAAGAAUUGGCGAGGAAGAAGUUCGAAUACCUUUAUUUUGUGCCUGAUAGUUGCUUUAUAUUUGAUGGACAUGAAUUAGUCGAACUAGAACCUAAUGAUUUCCAAUUGAGCAAGCAACUUGAGGAAAAGUGGAAACGCGGAAUAGAAGAGUCAAUUCCAAUGUUUUUAACAUUGACUGAAUUUACAGACAUGGAAACCGUUGUUUGUGAAUUUAGACAAGAUAAUAAUUUAUACUAUUCGGAAUUGCCAUGGAUUCCAAAAAGUAUAGAGGAUAUGAAAAUUGCUCGUUCUUUAUUCCAACUACUUUUUAACUGUGUUUUCACAAUUUUUGAGAUUGAUUUUACUGUAAUUAAUCCACAAAUGAUCAAAUUAUUGUUUGAUGAAGAUAAAACAAAUAUGCCUUUACAAAUACAUUCACAACAAGUCGAUCUAAUUCUUUACGGGAAUCAUGUUUUCGACUUUGUUUUGAAUCAUCUGAUUUCUAAUGAAUUUAGAUUCGAUAUUGGAUGUGGAAUAGUAUAUGAUUUGGAAAAAAAUUUGGACGUUUUAUUCAAAAUUGUGGUGAAUGGAGGAGAAAGCAAAUUUUCCACGAUUAUUUGUUCAUUUAUUGAUUCUAAAUUUUACAAUUUUAUUAUGGAGGUUUGUAAAUUAUUAUUAAAAUAA
Meloidogyne enterolobii is the source of this 697-nucleotide messenger RNA. The record is from the annotation of a GenBank genome assembly. Lineage: Eukaryota; Metazoa; Nematoda; Chromadorea; Rhabditida; Meloidogynidae.